CGAAUUUGUCCCGCUCCUCUUACUUGAUCACUUUUUAUACUCUCCUUUUUUUAAAAUUCCUUCAAAGUCUCCGUUUCUCUCUCGUCUUUUAUUCAAACAGAGCAGAAUUUCCUUCAAAAUGAAACCUCUCCUCCUCCUCCUCCUCCUCCAGCUCCUGUUCUUUUCUUACAUCGCGCCGGAGAUAGCGUAUUCUUCGCCGGCGUGCAAUUUCCCAGCCAUCGUCAACUUCGGCGACUCUAACUCUGACACCGGCGGGUUAUCGGCGACCUUCGGCCCGACUCCACCCCCCUAUGGCGAGACCUUCUUUCAUAUGCCGGCGGGUCGAUACUCCGACGGCCGUCUUAUCAUCGAUUUCAUCGCAAAGAGAUUUGGGCAUCCUUUCCUGAGCUCCUACCUGGAUUCGCUUGGCACAAAUUACAGCCAUGGAGUUAACUUCGCCACCGCGGCUUCCACCAUUAUAGAUCAAAACACCUCUCUGUCACAGGGAGGGUACAGUCCCUUCUUUCUCGCCGUACAGAUUUUGCAGUUCUCCCAAUUCAUUCCCAGGACUCAAUUAGUCGCCAAUCGAGGACGGUUCUUCGAAUCAUUGAUGCCAAAAAAGGAAUACUUCAAUCAAUCUCUUUAUACAAUCGACAUCGGGCAGAAUGACAUCACCGCGGGCUUGGACGCCGGAAAAACGUAUGACGAGGUCAUUCUACAGACGUUAUGCGUCUUCUACGGCGAAGUUAAGAGGAUUUAUGAUCUGGGUGCGAGGUAUUUCUGGAUUCACAACACCGGCCCACUCGGUUGCCUUGCGUACGUCCUGCUCCGGCGAAACCUCACCGUUGCCGGCGAGCUUGAUUCGGCCGGAUGUGCUGUCUUCUACAACAAGGCGGCACAGCAGUUCAACAAAAAGCUCAACGAGACUUUAGUGGAGAUGAGGAAGGAGCUGCCUCUUGCCGUUAUAACAUACGUCGAUAUUUACUCGGCGAAGUACUCGCUCUUCCUCGAGCCCUCGAAAUACGGGUUUGAGGACCCUCUGAGGGUAUGCUGCGGGUACGGUGGUGGCAAGUACAAUUUCGACUACAACAUCCGGUGUGGGGGCACGGCAACGGUGAACGGCAGUGAGGUUUUGCUUGGAAGAUCGUGCCCCGAGCCAUCAAAAAAGGUGGUGUGGGACGGAGUUCACUAUACUGAUCCGUGA
Messenger RNA from Dendrobium catenatum, 1183 nucleotides. Its product is annotated as GDSL esterase/lipase At3g26430. The transcript has 4 exons. Lineage: Eukaryota; Viridiplantae; Streptophyta; Magnoliopsida; Asparagales; Orchidaceae. Gene Ontology annotation, molecular function: hydrolase activity, acting on ester bonds. The record is from RefSeq and is a predicted model, not a curated record. The coding region runs from base 119 to 1183 and encodes 354 amino acids.